This is a messenger RNA of Exserohilum turcica Et28A, 540 nucleotides long. RefSeq lists its product as uncharacterized. The coding region runs from base 175 to 399 and encodes 74 amino acids. The transcript has 2 exons. Lineage: Eukaryota; Fungi; Ascomycota; Dothideomycetes; Pleosporales; Pleosporaceae. The record is from RefSeq and is a predicted model, not a curated record.
UCAGCAUAUCGUCCGUGGGGAAACGAUGUCUUGGUGUGGAAAAUUCACAAUUGCCAAGCUGUGAACCAAGAUGGAAGUAUGUCGCGUGAAGUGGUAGCUGCACUAGCGAGGCUUUGAAAUUUGCCGAUACCAAAACCCCGGAUUUGAUGCCCGGCCUAUUCCCUUUGAAUCGUGAUGUGCAUGUAUGAAUACCGACCGGUGGGCCGUUGGGUCAUGUGCAUUCGUAAAUUGUAUCGCCGAUUUCCAAUCUCCUCUUUCACUCGGCCGACCAGGAGCACUCUGUCCUUGGGAUGUUUCCCAAUCGAUUUGCGUGAAGAAUACGGCAAGGCCAAGUCGUGCUCCAGAAACAUUGCCUCUUGUCGAAGAAUCAACGUUCGGUCGAGAUACACUGCAAACUAGCCUAGCUCUUCAUAAAUUCGGGUCAUCUACGUGAAACUGCGUUGUGGGGACAACAAAAGUUGCAGAUACUUGGGUGAUGGUAUCAUAUAACGAUCUUUACGAGCCCGGGUUCUGGAAUGGCCACUGGUUACGUAGACUUUU